Paramecium tetraurelia is the source of this 993-nucleotide messenger RNA. RefSeq lists its product as uncharacterized. Gene Ontology annotation, molecular function: protein binding. The transcript is spliced from 3 exons. The record is from RefSeq and is a predicted model, not a curated record. NCBI's taxonomy places the organism in Eukaryota, Ciliophora, Oligohymenophorea, Peniculida, Parameciidae.
AUGUCUAUCCGAUUAUGGGAUCUUAAGACAGGAUCACAAAAAGUCAAAUUAGAUGGUCAUACUCGUGCAGUUAAUUCAAUCUGUUUCUCUCCUGAUGGUAUCACAUUAGUAUCUGGUGGUAGAGAUAAAACUAUCCGUUUAUGGAAUGUUAAGACAGAAUCAUAAAUAGGUAAAUUAGAUGGUCAUACUAGUGAGGUUGAUUCAAUCUGUUUCUCUUCAGAUGGUACUACAUUAGCAUCUAGUAGUAGCGAUAACACUAUCCGUUUAUGGGAUGUUAAGACAGGAUAAUAAAAAGCCAAAAUAGAUUGUCACUAAUAUUCAGUUAGUUCUGUUUGUUUCUCUUCUGAUGGUACUAAAUUAGCUUACGACAACUUAGAUGAGUCUAUCUGUUUAUGGGAUGUCAAAAUAGGAUAAUCAAUGCUUGAAUUCAAAGGUCAUGAAGACCCAAUUAUAUCAGUGUGUUUCUCUCCUGAAGAUACUACAUUAGCAUCUGGUAGUUGGGAUAGGUCUAUCCGUUUAUGGGAUGUUAAGACAGGAUAAUAAAAAGCCAAAUUAGAUGGUCAUUCGAGUGUUGUUAGAUCAGUCUCAUUCUCUCCUGAUGUUUUGAUAACUCUAUCCGUUUAUGGGAUGUUAAGACAGGAUCAUAAAUAGCCAAAUUAAGUGAUCAUUAAAAUUCGGUUAAUUCUGUCUGUUUACUCUCCUGAUGGUACUACAUUAGCAUCUGGUAGUGCUGAUGAGUCUAUCCGUUUAUGGGAUGUAAAAUCUGGACAAGAAAAAUUAACUUAAAAUAAUCUGUAAAAAGAUACUCAAUUAUAAUCCAAAUCACCUAUUUUUACAGAAAGAACUUCACCUUAUGUUUCUAUACUUCACAUUUCCUAAACUCCUUAUGUAGAGGCGCAAGGAGCAUUAAUCCUGAAAGGAGACUUUGUUAAUUUUCAAGGUGUAGAUUUAAGUUAAUUAUUCAAAUCAAAAGGGAGUUUGAUUUAUAAAUGA